UUUCAGACCAAAUGAACUUCAUUAUUCACUACAUUCUUCUUAUGAGUCUCAGCCUCUCAAUUGUCACAGCCCGACCACCAGGACGAAAUGAUCAAGAGAAAAAGCUAACUGGUGGGGAACCUUUGGAAUUGGGUGACUACGUAGACUACUUCGAAGAUUUCUUCCCAGUUUUGAAUAAUUCCACUAAAUUAAAUGAAAACUACCAAUAUGAAAAGAAGAAAUACUUAACUUCAGUUGCCGGAUUUCCUGCGAAAAUGAGAAAAAUGUUAUAGCCCUUUCUCUACAUUAUUCUCACUUCCGUCUCAUCGCCGCUUAAUAAAUGUUCUUGUAAAUAAUAAAUAAAUAAAUAAAACAAAAAGACUCGGAAAAUGAAUGGGCGGUACAUUUUGUCGGGAAGAAGUUCAUCGGCAAACAUACACCAAAAGUCAACAAACAGUCUCUUCUUUUUGCUUUUUUGAAACACUGCCAAUUUUUAGUGUUUUACUUCGUUUUUCUGUUAGUUUUCUUUUAUUUAAUAAUGGUUUU
Molecule: messenger RNA, 525 nt
Organism: Caenorhabditis elegans
Lineage: Eukaryota; Metazoa; Nematoda; Chromadorea; Rhabditida; Rhabditidae
Gene: Y50E8A.1
Product: Neuropeptide-Like Protein
Exons: 2
Coding region: 12-272 (86 amino acids)
Source: RefSeq, marked reviewed